AUGACGAAAUAUGAGCGGGACCCUGAGCUGAUGAAUUUUUUGUCGAAAGUGGAAGACUUGGACUCUAAGAGAUACAAUAAUGCUUCCACUUCAAAGCCAACUGGGCAACUGCUUCCACCCUUGAGCAAUGACGCCCCUAGACACAGGAAUAUCAGAAAAGCCGAUGUAAUGGCGGAUCAAAUUGUAGAAAACAGAGACAAUUUGGCUUACCGAUCUGCGUAUAAUUAUGAAAUGACAUUUUCUCCCAAGAAAACUCAUUACUCGUUGAAUGAGUUGGACCUUGAACGAACAACAACCGAGUCGGCGUCGAAGGGAAGUAGCUCUCAAAAUGCAAAGAAAUUUGUUAUUUCUGAAGAAGACUAUUUACUUCUGCAAAAAUUGAAAGCCUCUCAAUCACCUAACGAAGUUAGUUCCGAUCAAAUUUCACUUUCUUCCGAAAAAGGUCAUCGCAUGCCCAGUCGAGGUCGACCCAGAGAGAAAGAGAGAGUCUCUUUUCAAUACGACUUCAACAUCCAAGAAAAAGCUCCUUCUACCUCGUCCCCUUCACCACCGCCUCCUUUGCCCACAAGGCGUAGUCAUGUUCGAACCAUUGAAGAUGACAGUGAAGAGAAAUCAGUGCUUCCAAGAAGACAUACAAAUGUGGGUGUUACGGAACGCCCGAUACCCUUGCCAAAUAAGCCGGAAGUGGCGGUACCUGAGGGCGUUAAGCCAAGUCCACCCGUUUCACGUUCCAUGAAGCAGACCAGCUUCUUAAGCUCUUUAGAGGAUAACAAGUUGUCAAUGGCAAAGGGCCACAACUCAGAAGUUCACACUCCCAAGAAAGCAGCAAAAAAUUCUCGUAUUGAUUACCUGGAUUCCAUACAAUUGAAGCCGACCACUUUAUCGCCUACUAUAAAAGAUAAGCCGAGACCAAACCCUCCCUCUCCACCGGCAAAAAGACUUCCAAGAUCUGAAAGUUUCAUCAAGUCUGCAUUGAAUUCAAACCUAACGACGACUUCUAAACCUUCCUUGCCUGAGAAACCUCAGAAACUACGAAAUGCAAACUUGACUGCUCAAAAGGCGAAACCAAGCAUUCCACCAAAGAAAGUGGAGUUGAGUCUAGUACUACCCGAGUUGCGUCCUGUAGAAACUCUGUCUGCGAGACAGAAAUUCGAAGACUCCAUCGAUUUACCCAAGUUACGAUCUAGUACCCGCAGCAUCAAAAAACAAGAUGAGCAUAACAUUCCAGAAGCAAUUCAAGGCAUACAAAACUUGAAGAAAACCAAACAGGGAAAACCUCUAAUCCCCCAGAAAAAAUCGUUCCUAACCAGCAGCUUGAAUCCCACAGCGGCCGAACACAACGGUGAUGCCAACAAGUUGAAUAACGAACUUGAAGCACUCUCCCUGAGGAAUAGCUUGAAAAAGCGCCCACCAAAGGCGCCAGAGCGUAAACUUUCCAUGCCAGAGGCAUUACGAAAAAUCGAGCUAAUGAAAAAAUCUAAAACUGAGCCCGUAUUGGAAUCUACAAAAGAACUCGGAAUAAAUGCAAAACUGGAUGCAAUAAUUAAGUCUAGAAACUUGAGACCAUGCACCACUGUAUCAGAAUUCAACAGCAUUAAAACUAAUGCUGCGACUUCCAGCGACUCCAGUAUUUCUGAAGGUGACACGGCAAAGGAAACUAAACCCUUGAUUCACUUGAACAAAAAAAGAGCUCGAGGUCCCAGAAGAAAACCUCCAACACACGUGUAA
Molecule: messenger RNA, 1728 nt
Organism: Saccharomyces kudriavzevii IFO 1802
Lineage: Eukaryota; Fungi; Ascomycota; Saccharomycetes; Saccharomycetales; Saccharomycetaceae
Gene: BSP1
Product: Bsp1p
Exons: 1
Coding region: 1-1728 (575 amino acids)
Source: RefSeq, a predicted model, not a curated record